This is a messenger RNA of Rhagoletis zephyria (snowberry fruit fly), 677 nucleotides long. Lineage: Eukaryota; Metazoa; Arthropoda; Insecta; Diptera; Tephritidae. The record is from RefSeq and is a predicted model, not a curated record.
CACUACGGCGCCACGGUGAAGCUCGUCUGCUCGGUGACGGGCAUGGCGCUGCCUAGACUGAUCAUCCGCAAGGUGGACAAGCAGACGGCGAUGCUGGACGCCGACGACCCGGUGUCACAGCUGCACAAGUGCGCCUUCUACAUGAAGGACACCGAGCGGAUGUACCUCUGCCUCUCGCAGGAGCGCAUCAUCCAGUUUCAGGCGACGCCCUGCCCGAAGGACCCCAGCAAGGAGAUGAUCAACGACGGCGCCAGCUGGACCAUCAUCAGCACCGACAAGGCGGAGUACACCUUCUACGAGGGCAUGGGCAGUCUGCACAGGCCGGUGACGCCGGUGCCCAUCGUCCACUCGCUGAAUGUGAACGGCGGCGGCGAGGUGGCCAUGCUCGAGCUGACGGGCGAAAAUCUCAGCCCCUCGCUGAAGGUCUGGUUCGGCGACGUCGAGGCGGAGACGAUGUAUCGGUGUCAGGAGAGCAUGCUCUGCGUCGUGCCGGACAUUGCGCAGUUUCGCGAGGGCUGGCUCUGGGUGCGCCAGCCGACGCAGGUGCAGGUGUCGCUGGUGCGCGAUGACGGCAUCAUCUACGCCACCGGCCUCAGCUUCACCUACACGCCGGAGCCGGGCCCCCGCCAGAUCAACCCCGCCUUUGAGCGCAUACUCCGCCCCAACUCUUCGACCUC